AUGGUUAGCACUAGUACCACCAAUGACAUGAUCACCGAGGAGCCAAGCUCCCCAAAACAGAUCCCUCGUCUAACAAGAAGGCUGACCGGGUUCUUGCCCAGCGAAAUCAAAUCCAUCGAUUCCAUCAUCCCCUUGAAAUCUCGUUCCCUUUGGACGAAGCAUCAAGUGCAAAAGUUCACGGAAGGUGAAGACUUCCAGGACAGAUUCAUCGAUCACGUGGAGACCACUCUGGGUAGAUCUCUUUACAAUUGUGAUGAUUUAGCCGCUUACGAAGCUACUUCAAUGAGUGUUCGUGAUAAUUUGAUCAUUGACUGGAACAAGACCCAGCAAAAGUUUACCACUAGAGAUCCAAAGAGAGUCUAUUAUCUUUCUUUGGAGUUUUUGAUGGGGAGAGCACUGGAUAACGCCUUGAUUAAUAUGGAUAUCUCGAAGGACACUUCUAAGGAUACCAAUAUUGACGGCGCGAAAGUGGAAAAGGAUACCGCGGUUAAGGAACCAAGAAAAAUGAUUGAUUCUGCCUUGGAUGACUUAGGAUUCAAAUUGGAAGAUGUCUUGGAACAAGAACCUGAUGCCGGGUUGGGUAAUGGUGGGUUAGGUCGUUUGGCUGCCUGCUUUGUCGAUUCAAUGGCUACAGAAAAUAUCCCUGCUUGGGGGUAUGGGUUACGUUACCAAUACGGUAUCUUUGCCCAAAAGAUUAUCGAUGGUUAUCAAGUGGAAACUCCAGAUUAUUGGUUGAAUUUCGGUAAUGCUUGGGAAAUUGAACGUAAUGAAGUGCAAAUUCCAGUGACUUUCUAUGGGUACGUCGAUAGACCAGAUAAGAAUGGUUCCACUUUGGCUCCAUCUCAAUGGAUCGGUAGUGAACGAGUUCUUGCCGUUGCUUAUGAUUUCCCAGUCCCAGGUUUCAAGACUAAUAAUGUCAAUAAUUUGAGAUUAUGGCAAGCACGUCCAACUACUGAAUUCGAUUUCGCCAAAUUUAACAGUGGUGACUAUAAGAAUUCUGUAGCACAACAACAACGUGCUGAAUCCAUCACUGCUUGUUUGUAUCCAAAUGAUAAUUUCGAACAAGGUAAAGAAUUAAGAUUGAAACAACAAUAUUUCUGGUGUAGUGCUUCAUUGCAUGAUAUCGUGAGAAGAUUCAAGAAGAGUAAGAGACCAUGGAGUGAAUUCCCUGUACAAAUUGCCAUUCAAUUAAAUGAUACUCAUCCAACUUUAGCCAUUGUGGAAUUACAAAGAAUCUUAGUCGAUUUGGAAAAAUUGGACUGGCAUAAGGCUUGGGACAUUUGUCAAAAUACUUUUGCAUACACUAACCAUACUGUCAUGCAAGAAGCUUUGGAAAAAUGGCCAAUUAGUUUAUUCGGUCACUUGUUACCAAGACAUUUGGAAAUCAUUUACGAUAUUAAUUGGUUCUUCUUACAAGAUGUUGCUAAGAAAUUCCCUAAGGAUGUCGAUUUAUUAAACCGUAUUUCCAUCAUUGAAGAAAAUUCUUCUGAAAGACAAAUUAGAAUGGCUUUCUUGGCCAUUGUUGGUUCUCAUAAGGUCAAUGGUGUCGCUGAAUUACAUUCUGAAUUAAUCAAGACUACUAUCUUUGCUGAUUUUGUCAAAUUCUACGGUCCAUCCAAAUUUACUAAUGUCACUAACGGUAUUACUCCAAGAAGAUGGUUGAAACAAGCAAAUCCAAAGUUGGCUGACUUGAUCAGUACCACUUUGAAUGAUCCAAAUGAAGACUAUUUGUUAAACAUGGCUAAUUUGACUCAAUUGGCUAAAUUCGCAGAUGAUAAGAAAUUCCAAGAAAAAUGGAACGAAGUGAAACAUCAAAAUAAGGUUCGUUUGGCUGAUUUAAUUAAGAAAUUGAAUGAUGGUGUCGAUAUCAUUGAUAGAGAACAUAUUGGUGAAACUUUAUUCGAUAUUCAAGUGAAACGUAUUCAUGAAUAUAAACGUCAACAAUUGAAUGUAUUUGGUGUGAUUUAUCGUUACUUGGCCAUCAAGACCAUGAUUGAAAAUGGUGCCUCGAUUGAAGAAGUUUCCAAGAAGUACCCACGUAAGGUUUCCAUCUUUGGUGGUAAGAGUGCUCCAGGUUACUACAUGGCUAAAUUAAUUAUUAAGUUGAUUAACUCUGUUGCUGAAGUGGUUAACAAUGAUCCAGAAAUCGAAGAUUUAAUUAAGGUCGUCUUUGUCCCAGAAUAUAAUGUCUCCAAGGCUGAAAUUAUUAUCCCUGCCAGUGAUUUAAGUGAACAUAUUUCUACUGCUGGUACUGAAGCCUCUGGUACUUCCAACAUGAAAUUCGUCAUGAACGGUGGUUUGAUUAUUGGUACUGUCGAUGGUGCUAAUGUUGAAAUUACAAGAGAAAUUGGUGAAGACAACAUUUUCUUAUUCGGUAAUCUAAGUGAAAAUGUGGAAGAAUUAAGAUACAACCAUCAAUACCAUGCCCAAGCUUUACCAACUGAUCUAUCCAAGGUCUUAGAAUACGUUGAAAAUGGUACUUUCUCCCCAGAAAAUCCAAACGAAUUCAAACCAUUGGUUGAUAGUAUUAAGCUUCACGGUGAUUACUAUUUGGUUAGUGACGAUUUCGAUUCUUACAUUGCCACUCAAGAAUUGGUUGAUCAAGUGUAUCAUAAUCAAAAGAGUGAAUGGAUCAAGAAAUGUAUCCUAAGUGUAGCAAACGUUGGUUUCUUUAGUAGUGAUCGUUGUAUUGAAGAAUACGCUGACACAAUCUGGAACGUUGAACCUGUUAAAUAA
Messenger RNA from Naumovozyma castellii, 2736 nucleotides. It is a transcript of the gene GPH1, whose product is annotated as glycogen phosphorylase. The coding region runs from base 1 to 2736 and encodes 911 amino acids. NCBI's taxonomy places the organism in Eukaryota, Fungi, Ascomycota, Saccharomycetes, Saccharomycetales, Saccharomycetaceae. The transcript has a single exon. The record is from RefSeq and is a predicted model, not a curated record.